AUUUUGUGACUGACUUUUCAGUUUUCNAGAAACCCCCCCAAAAAAAAAGACACAAAUUUGGAGACUAAACAAAGAAAAAAUGAUGCUGAGAAGCUCAUCAACACCAAUUCUUGGUUCCCUCCUUCCAUCAUCAUCAUCAUUCUCAGACAGCCCCAACAACACCACCAACAACAAUCAUCACUACUCUGAACUAAAUAGCCCCACAUUACAGAAGCCCACAACAAACACCACCACCCAUGGCAGAAUCUCAUGUGGGCUCCACCACAGCUGCCGGAAAAAGCCCCUGCUCCGGUCCCCCUCGCCGGCCGGCCUCAAAUCCGGUGGCGGGUUUCGAAGGAUACAGUCUGAAGGGAAUCUCGACGAAUUAUUAGCCGACAACGCUGCUGACGAAUUAUUCGCGCUUCCCAAGAAGCCCUCCGCCGGGAAAACGUGCUGCCGGACUCUCGAGGCCAUCCCUUCUUUCUCAUCCCACCAAUCGACAGCUUCUUCAGAAAACGGCGAAGAAUUCGAGUCGGGAGGUGUUUUUGUGAGUGGGUCGAAGAAGAUGGAGAGCUUGGUCUCGGAGAAUGUGGGGAAUAAUGUGGGUUUGAGUUUUGGAGAUAUUGGGAAGAUGUACUUAGCCUCGGGGCUCGGGAUUUCUGGUAUUGGUUGUGUUGAUUUUGGCGGGAAUGGUGGUGGUGGUGGAGGAGGGAGUUAUAGGUCGGUUGAUUUCGAUAGAGAAGGAGGUGAUGUCAGCAUGGAAGAACAUUACCGGAGAAUGAUGGAGGAAAAUCCAGGCAAUGCAUUGUUUAUGAGCAAUUAUGCUCAGUUUUUGUAUCAGAAGAAGAAAGACCUCGAGGGAGCAGAAGAAUAUUAUUCGAGGGCAAUUUUGGCAGACCCAAAAGAUGGCGAGAUCCUUUCGCAAUACGCUAAAUUGAUAUGGGAGCUUCACCGUGACAGAGAACGAGCCACCAACUAUUUCGAACGAGCAGUUCAAGCAUCUUCAGAAGACAGCCACGUACACGCGUCCUUUGCUAGUUUUCUGUGGGAUACGGAGGAUGAUGAUGAAGAGGAUGAAGAAGAUAACUUCCCGGGAAAGCAACUUGUUCGCCAUGGAUUCAUGGCACCUGCUGCAACUGCUUAAAUGCAAAUGCUUUUGUUCUUUUUCUUUUUUUGUUGACAAAAAAAUAAAUAUGUACUAUUUUGAAGAAAGAGAGAUGGAAGAUUAUUAGAAAUUCAGGGUCAGAUUUAGUCUGGGGAAGUAUGAAAUACAGUCGUUUUGUCAUGUGAAAUGACACAAUUACCCUUACUGUCAGAAACAAUUCCUAGGAAUUUGGAAUUCUAGUAAGGAUAAUUAUGUCAUUGUACAGCGCAAAAUGACUAUAUUUCAUUGAAAUCUAGGAAAGUGAAAAAUGGCUAAAGAAAAGUGGGAUUGUAGUCUGGAUUGUUUAGUUCAGAAGCUCUGACCACACAUGGUGGGAUUUUGGUUUUUUAAAGAUUGGCUUGAUAAUUGUUGAUAGUUGGAUUAUUUGGUAUUGGAAAUAAAUGUAUUCAAGUAAUUGAUGUAUGAAGUAUUUGUGAAAAUGUAUAUUAUGUUAGAAUAGAGAAGGAUUUACAAGGUCAGGAAAAAAGAGCAACUAUAAGAAGGCUGUCCAUAUGUUUUCCUCAACCAAAUAGUGUCAUGUAUUAGUUAUUAAGAAAU
This is a messenger RNA of Striga asiatica, 1681 nucleotides long. NCBI's taxonomy places the organism in Eukaryota, Viridiplantae, Streptophyta, Magnoliopsida, Lamiales, Orobanchaceae. The record is from the annotation of a GenBank genome assembly.